Messenger RNA from Notolabrus celidotus (New Zealand spotty), 2238 nucleotides. It is a transcript of the gene ewsr1b, whose product is annotated as EWS RNA-binding protein 1b. Gene Ontology annotation, biological process: regulation of DNA-templated transcription. Gene Ontology annotation, molecular function: transcription coregulator activity; RNA binding. The record is from RefSeq and is a predicted model, not a curated record. NCBI's taxonomy places the organism in Eukaryota, Metazoa, Chordata, Actinopteri, Labriformes, Labridae. Gene Ontology annotation, cellular component: nucleus. The transcript is spliced from 15 exons. Bases 100 to 1905 code for a protein of 601 amino acids.
CAAGCGAACUAAUCUCGCGAGAUUUGAAUCCUCCCUGUGGGAAGAAGUAGGUACUUCGAUCGCCAGUUCCGUCCAGUCGUCUUUCACGGCCUCACUAAAAUGGCGUCGGCUCCGGCAGAUUACAGCAGCUACAAUCAGACCAGUGCUCAGCAGGGGUAUGCUUCAUACGCUGCCCAGCCCUCACAAAGCUAUGGGCAGUCUGCACAGCAGGGCUACAGUCAACAGAAUUAUGGAUCAUAUGCCGCACCUGCCGCUGCUGACGGCAGUUACACCCAGACAACGCCUGCAGCUGGAACCUAUCCCCAACAGCAACAGCAGUAUGGCUCUUCUUACGGCCAGCCGGCAUCAGCUGGCUAUCCUGCUGCCCAGUCUACCACUCAUAGCUACUCCCAGUCAGCUACGGGUUAUGGAGCCAGUGGUUAUGAAAGCACUCCUGCUGCUGCUGCUCCAGCUGCCUCACAGUCUUAUGGCUCUCAACCAGGGUACACUGCCCAGUCUGCCUACCCUGGUUAUGGCCAGCAGGCUGCUCCUACUGCCCCCCAAAGUUACAAUGCUAACAGCCAGCCGGCCAGUUACAACCAAAGUAGCUAUUCCCAGCCCGCAGCAUAUGGCCAGCAACAGGCUGGAUACCAGGCCCAGCAGACCAGCUAUGGCCAGCAGCAGGGCUACCAGCAGUCGACCCAGCAGCAGCAGCAACAGGCUCCCCCUGCUUACCCACCUCAGGCCUCUGGUUCCUAUGGGCAGCCUCAGUCCAGCCAGUACAGCCAGCAAGGUGGACCGCCCAGUUACAACCAGAACAACCAUUACAACAACUACAGACAGGAGGGCCAGGGUGGAGGUUCCGGAUACUCUGGUUCUGAUUCUUCAAGGUACUCUGGGUCUGGAGAAAGAGGGGGCAGAGACGGUUUUGAUCGCGGUGGAAUGAUGCAUCGCGGGCGUGGAGGCAUGGGCCGUGGAAUGGGCAGCGCUGGAGAGAGAGGUGGCUUCAGUAAGCCUGGUGGACCGAUGGGCGGGGAAGAGCGCGAAAUGGGACGCCCUGAAGAGCAGGAUGACUCCGAGAACAGCACAAUCUACAUCACAGGGUUGACUGAGAAAGCUAACCUGGAGGAGAUGGCUGAAUUCUUUAAACAUGUCGGCCCAAUCAGGAUUAACCGCAGACUGGGACAGCCUGCCAUUAACAUCUACACUGACAAGGACUCUGGAAAGCCUAAGGGAGAUGCCACGCUGUCCUACGAGGAGCCAGUCUGUGCCAAAGCAGCUGUGGAACAUUUUGAUGGCAAGGAGUAUCAGGGCAGAAGACUGAAGGUAUCCAUGGCCCGCCGCAAGCCCAUGAUGGGUGGAAUGAGGGGCAUGCCCAUGCGAGAUGGUAUGAUGGGACGUGGAGGAAUGAUGGGACGUGGUGGAGAACGUGGUGGGUUUGGCCCUCGUGGUGGUCCUCGUGGUAUGGGCAGAGGCGGACCUACAGGAGGUAACAUGCAGCAGAGAGCUGGUGACUGGGAGUGUCCUAACCCGGGUUGUGGCAACCAGAACUUUGCCUGGAGGAUGGAGUGUAACCAGUGCAAAGCCCCCAAACCUGAAGGGCUAGGAGGUGGCCCUCCUUUUCCCCCAGGUGGUGACAGAGGCAGAGGAGGAAUGGGAAUGCGUGGAGGCAGAGGAAUGGACCGCGGUGGGCCAGCAGGUGGUGGAGGCCCCGGUGGCCCUGGAGGUUUCCGUGGAUCCUGGGGAGGCGACCGUGGUGGAUUCAGAGGACGCGGUGGAAUGGAUAGGGGAGGUUUCCGUGGGGCUGGGCGUGGGGGGCCACCCAUGGACCGAAUGGGGGGCAGAGGUGGAAGAGGAAUGGGCCCACCAGGUGGCAAGAUGGAUAUGAGGGACCUUCGCCAGGAGCGCAGAGAGCGACCCUACUGAAGAACAACUCCUAAACUGUUCCUCUGUUGGAAUUUGUUUUUUAAGACAGGAAUUUUUAAUUUAUGAUUCCAUAAAUUGAUGGUUAUUGAACUGCUUUCAAACACCCUUUGCAGUUUCCUUUAACUCGUGUUUCCAUUUUUCUAUUUUAGUUUACCCGUGUUUAUGAUUCAUCUUGUACAUGUUUAUUGCUGUUUUUUUAUGUAUGCGGAUUAGUUUCUCCCUUUUUGUAUUGUAAUACAAAAUGUUUCAUUUGUUAGUAUAGUUGCCUCCCCUUUCCCUGACAACUGAUAGUUGUAUGGUGACAAACUUGGGAAAUAAAAUUUUACUCAUUUA